This is a messenger RNA of Myotis myotis, 1483 nucleotides long. RefSeq names its product endonuclease V (gene ENDOV). The coding region runs from base 51 to 989 and encodes 312 amino acids. Gene Ontology annotation, biological process: DNA repair. The transcript is spliced from 9 exons. Gene Ontology annotation, molecular function: single-stranded RNA binding; RNA endonuclease activity producing 5'-phosphomonoesters, hydrolytic mechanism. Lineage: Eukaryota; Metazoa; Chordata; Mammalia; Chiroptera; Vespertilionidae. The record is from RefSeq and is a predicted model, not a curated record. Gene Ontology annotation, cellular component: cytoplasm; nucleolus.
CACCAGGGCAGACCGGAAAUGAGCAGGCGGCAGGGGUGUCGGGCUGUGCCAUGGCCCAGGAAGCGGUUGGACGGCCGCCUGAGGAAACCCUGUCGCUCUGGAAACGGGAGCAAGCCCUGCUGAAGGCCCGUGUGGUGGACCAGGACACGGAGGCGUGGCAGCGGGACCCCGCCUUCGCGGGGCUGCAGAGGGUCGGCGGCGUGGACGUGUCCUUCGUGAAGGGCGACAGUGUCAGCGCCUGCGCCUCUCUCGUGGUGCUCAGCUACCCUGAGCUGGAGGUGCUGUAUGAGGACAGCCGCCUGGUCCACCUGACGGCCCCCUACCUGUCGGGCUUCCUGGCCUUCCGAGAGGUGCCCUUCCUGGUGGGCGCGGUGCAGCGGCUGCAGGAGAAGGAGCCCAGCCUCAUGCCCCAGGUCCUCCUUGUGGAUGGAAAUGGGGUGCUCCACCCCCGAGCCCGAGGCAGCCUCCGUCCGCUCGGCAGACUCAGGAAGGGUCUGGUGUGUCCCGAGGCCCCUGCACCCCUUGGCAUAGCCCUUCCCCCCGCCAGGCUUCGGGGUGGCCUGCCACCUGGGCGUCCUCACGGACCUGCCCUGCGUCGGGGUGGCCAAGAAGCUGCUGCAGGUGGACGGGCUGGAGAAGGACGCCCUGCACAGGGACCAGAUCCGCCUCCUGCGCGCCGGCGGGGACUCCUUUCCUCUGAAGGGCAGCUCCGGGGCCGUCCUGGGCAGGGCCCUGAGGAGCCACGACCGCAGCACCAAGCCCCUCUACGUCUCCGUGGGCCACAAGAUGAGCCUGGAGGCGGCCGUGCGCCUGACCCACAGCUGCUGCCGGUUCCGGGUCCCAGAGCCCGUGCGCCAGGCCGACAUCCGCUCCCGAGACUACAUUCGCAAGACCCUUGGCAGCCCCAGGCCCCCCGCCCCCGGGCAGGAGAGGAAGGCUCAGAGGCCAAAGGUGUGGCCCAAGGGAGGCCCCGAAGAGCCCCCGGGUGAGGGCAAGACCCCCGAGGCCCACAGCCCAGGCCUCAGGACACACCCGGAAGCCCCAGACCUGGGCGCCCAGGAGCAGUAGGACCAGGGCUGGGCGCGGAGCCAGCCGGACGCCCUGGAGAGAGCCGCCCGCCUGGCGCUCUGGCCUCAGAGCAGUCACUGGCCCGGGCGCCUCCGCAGGGGCAGGACCGGCCCCAGCAGCUGGCGGUGCGCUUGGACUCAGACACAGGCCGCGAGCGCCCUGCUCCCAUGGCUGCGCUGUCCCCGUCCAUGAUCACGAGGCCUGGAACAGCCUGGGUGAUGCCCACAGAGACCUCUCAGCACAGAGCCCAGACCCGGGCCCAGUGGCUUUCCCAGGGGUCACGGGAGGGGUUUUUUUUCUCUAAAAGUGCCUACGUGGUCCUGGCCAGUGUGGCUCAGUGGUUGAGCAUCGACCUAUGAACCAGGAGGUUAUGGUUCGAUUCCCGGUCAGGGUCACAUGCCCGGUUGUGGGCUCG